This is a messenger RNA of Dendrobium catenatum, 1670 nucleotides long. RefSeq names its product protein trichome birefringence-like 35. Gene Ontology annotation, molecular function: O-acetyltransferase activity. Gene Ontology annotation, cellular component: Golgi apparatus. Bases 109 to 1434 code for a protein of 441 amino acids. The record is from RefSeq and is a predicted model, not a curated record. The transcript is spliced from 6 exons. Lineage: Eukaryota; Viridiplantae; Streptophyta; Magnoliopsida; Asparagales; Orchidaceae.
AAGUAGGAAACUGGUUGAAGGCUUUCUAAACAACCGAGGCUUUGGAGUGUAGGGGAGAAGCUUCGAUCUAAAAAAAGCGAAGCAGCCUUCUUCUGUUUGUCCUCCGCAAUGCUGAAGUGGAGUAGAAGAAGGGCUCUGCAAUUCUUCUACUUCGCUAUCUUCUCGGUCUUCGUUCUCUUCUCUCUUCUCAAUGAUCAGACCGACAGCAGAAUCCAUGGGGGAAUGCAGGACGAAGAUUCCGCCACACGCCCUUCAUUUCCCACCUAUCUGACCACCAACUCAUCCAACUACAAAUCAACGAGGGUUUUAGGUGAUUCGGAUUGGGCUAAGGCAUGCGUUUCUUCUCGCAGUUAUAAGAGAAGGCUAAGCUCCUCCACGAGAAAUCAGCAGCGAAGGGAGAACAGUCAGAGAAAAUGUGAUAUUUUCACUGGGAGAUGGGUUUAUGACAAUGUAUCCUAUCCACUGUACGAUGAGGGUGGUUGUCCAUAUAUGUCGGAUCAAUUAGCUUGCACUAAACACGGCCGGCCAGAUGUGGAGUACCAGAGAAUGCGAUGGCAGCCCCAUGGUUGCAACUUGAAGAGAUGGAAUGGGAGAGAGAUGCUGGAGAAGCUGAGAAAUAAGCGGCUGAUGUUCGUGGGUGAUUCCUUAAACAGGGGUCAGUGGAUCUCCAUGGUGUGCCUUUUGCAAUCUAUGGUUCCAACUGGCCAGAAAUCUAUGUCUCCCAAUGCUCAUUUAACCAUUUUUACUGCUGAGGAAUAUAAUGCUACAGUUGAGUUUUACUGGGCACCACUUAUUGUAGAAUCAAAUUCGGAUGAUCCCGUAAAUCAUAGAUUAGAUGACCGAAUAAUACGGCCUAAUGCAAUUUACAAGCAUGCUUCUCAGUGGAAAAAUGCUGAUAUAUUGGUCUUCAACUCAUACUUGUGGUGGAGAAGUGGCCCGAAGAUCAAAUUAUUAUGGAAUGCUGAUGAUGAAAUGUGUGAAGAGGCAGAUGGGUUAGAUGCUAUGACAUUGGCCUUGGAGACAUGGGCUGAUUGGGUUUCUUCCAGCGUCAAUCCAUUGAAGCAGCGAGUAUUCUUUGUUACCAUGUCUCCUACACACCUUUGGAGCAGAGAAUGGAACCCAGGAAGUGAAGGGAAUUGCUUCAAUGAGAAGACUCCCAUUAACAGCGAUAGCUAUUGGGGAAGUGGCUCUGAUCUCAGCACAAUGAAAAUGGUGGAGAACAUUUUAGGCAAGCUGGAUUACAAAGUCACGGUCAUCAACAUUACCCAGCUAUCAGAGUAUCGGAAGGACGGCCAUCCUUCCAUUUACCGGAAGUUUUGGGAAACCUUCUCGCCAAAGCAGUUGGAAAAUCCAGCAUCUUAUUCUGAUUGCAUACAUUGGUGCUUGCCAGGAGUUCCAGAUGUUUGGAAUGAGUUACUCUUCAACUUUUUGUAGGGAAUGUAAAUAUAUUUCCGUCCGAUGGCAUUUUACUAUCCUCUUUAUGAAAAAAACCAAGUAUUUAUAUGAAGCUGCUUGUUGUGUUUCAUGCUGAAGCUGGCUUCUGUAUGAGUUUUCUGAAAGGUAAGGCUGAUUUCUGUAUAGGAUUUUCUCGUCAGGUUGUUAAUCAGAACUGGGUCGGAUUUUUAGUAUGUAAGUUUAAUGUUUUUCAAGUAAGCUUGCAUAAUGUCCAA